GGUAUUUUAUUUGGGAUAUCCAAUGGGUUUGGGCUCUCAUCAACCUCUCUCCUUUUCAACUAAUCGUAUUGUGAUUUUUUUAAUAAUCCUAUUAUGUUGGGCCAAGGGUAUCGAUCAGUUCCGGUUUGGGACUCCAAACAGGGUUCAUCAACUCCCCUGGACGGUGAGACCAUUUUCUGAUAAACCCAAAACCUCAGUUCUUCCGUUUUCUCAAGACACAAAGAUUACAAGUCAUUUUUAUUCCUUCUACAAUUUCUCUGAUAAAACCCCAGAAAACACCAUGAUCCAAAUCGCAAAAAACCCAAAAAAGCCUGUAACAACACUUGGUCACCAACUCCUACAACGCUGCACCGUCAGCGGAACCGCCAAAGGCAAAUCUAAACUCAAAGCCGGCCAGCCUUUAAAACGCUCCAAAAUCUCCACUAAGAAAGGCAAAGGCGGCGCUCCUAUCGACGAUUCCCUCUCGAAAGGUGGCCGUAUCCCCGAUGAAAAGCAAAGACUUUACGACCAAUGCCUCAAUGCACCCACGCCGGUCCGUCACCUCUCACCGAAAGAGCGAGCCCGGGAAGCCGAACGGGAAAAAUUGGGAUUAAUAAGCAAAGAAAGGCAACGGGAAAUGGAGAUUUUGAAGAAGGGAGGAAGACAAACAAUGGGGGUUCCCGAUGAGCCUAUGAUAAUGGGAACACCUGGGCUUGAUUUGAUUACAUUGGGCCUUGUUGAUGCUGAUAAGAUACCCAAAUACGAGCUGACUGUGGAGGAUGGACGGAGAUUGGCUAAGGAGUAUAGUCGGGUUUUGAUGAGAAAGCAUAGGGCAAGGCAGGCGGCUGAGACUAAUUUGUUGAGAGUGAAAAGGGAGGCGAUUGAGGCUCUGCCUGAGAAACUUAAGCAGGCGGCUAUGGUACCGGAUUUGACCCCAUUUCCGGCUAAUCGGUUUAUGGCGACUUUGACUCCUCCUAUUGAAGGGUAUAUUGAGAAGGUUAGGGACGCGGCUAAGAAAAGUUCUGCGAAACAGAAGCUUAGGUGAAGUUCAGGUGCAAGGUAUCUUUUUUUCCUCUUUAAAGUGUUUUAAUUUUAAAAUUAUGAAUUGGGUUAUUGAUGAAUCGCGUGGCAUCGUGAGAGAAGAAUGCUUUUUGUGACUUUUUGAAUUAAAGAUGUUUAUUAGUUACUCUAUAGCUUUGUUUGGAACAUUGGUUUUGACAAUGUUCAAGGACAUAAGACAGGAGUUUACUUGAAAAAGUCCAUUGUUGGAUCACUAGUUCUUCAAUUGCCAAAUUCAGCAAUAUCGAUGAUCAAGUUAUGUUAUACAAAGAGUACUUCCUGCUAUGGCUGAUUUCUAAUGAGGGCAUCCUGUUUUUGGUCCUUACAAUCCACCAGGUUGGCAUGUUAAAAUUUUGUAGUAUUGGCAUUGAUCUGACUUCCAAUUUGAGAGAUUUUUUAACUUCUUUUUUAAUAUCCGUCAGACAUCUAGUUUAUUUGACAGUAAAAAUUUGAUGAAUAUAGUUAAUAAUCCAAAUAUUACACAUACAUUUCUUAGUCACAAAGUGUUUAUGAGCAAUGAUAUCUUUUGUGUAGAAUGAAUUGUUCAAGCAAGUAUGUCUGUCAUGGCAAGAUAUCUUGAAACUCUAUGUACUUGAUGCAUUAAUUGCUAGCUGGCUAGAACUUUCCUUUGUCAGCAGCCUUUGCAAUUUCACAAUGUCAUUAGUCUGAAGGAAUAGCAUUCCUACAAUUAGUGGAAAAUGAAUUAAUCAUUUUAAUAGAUUGAAAAUUGGUGUAAUUGCAGUUUAUGGUAACAUUUAUUUUUGAUUAAUGAUGCUUGAUAUCAUAUAGGAAAUUGACAUGCCAUCUGUGAUCUUUAUCAACAAAGAGAUGCCACCAAACUGUUGCGUUAAUGAUGUAAUAUGAAACUAUGAAUUUUAUACCUCAGUAGCUUUUGACUUUGCUGAUCUUAUGAAUAACUUCAGUAUAUUUGACCAUGUACUGGGUUGUUUGCUUGGUUUGCGAAGAGUCAAGACCGUCUGAUCUCAAAUUGAUCAAGGAAACUCCUAGGCCAAUAUACUGUAAUAGUGCAAUGUAUAGCUUUAUUUGGUUCUUCUCUACUUCUCUUUCAUUUUUUUAGUAUCAUUUUUAUUCUUCGGGAGAGCAAUUUUUUCUUGAAACAAAAUAUGGAGAGUAGCACACUUUAUCUAGCAAGAGAAGCUUUACAAAGAUGAUUAGAGAAGCGCUUAUUGGUAGAUGAAGUGAUAGAUUUUGCCUUAAAC
This is a messenger RNA of Durio zibethinus, 2258 nucleotides long. RefSeq lists its product as uncharacterized. NCBI's taxonomy places the organism in Eukaryota, Viridiplantae, Streptophyta, Magnoliopsida, Malvales, Malvaceae. The record is from RefSeq and is a predicted model, not a curated record. Gene Ontology annotation, cellular component: mitochondrial large ribosomal subunit; mitochondrial ribosome.